AUGGUCACUCAUCUUAAGUUUGUCACGCUUGAUGUCUUUACCACCACACCAUUCAAGGGCAACCCCCUCGGCAUUGUUCAUCUGCCUCCAGGGUCACAUAUCUCCCAAACCCAGAAACAGACCAUUGCUCGAGAAUUCAACCUCUCCGAGACAGUUUUCGUACACGACGUUGACCCAAGCAACGAUUCCGACCCGCACAGCCGCCGCAUCGACAUUUUCAUGACGUCCAGGGAGCUUCCCUUUGCGGGUCACCCUACUAUCGGCACAGCCAACUACCUGCAUGUGCAGGGCAUCAAGAAGCUAAUAACUAAGGCCGGCCCCAUUCCCAUCCGUUUCAGCUCGGAAGAAGGCAUCGUCAGCGCGGCUAUCCCGCAUGACACGCAUCUCAACUCAAGAGUCUUUGGCGACAUUGAAUCGACCCUCCGCGUGGCUUCCUUGCACCCUACAUCUGAGAUCCGCUCUGCAGAACUCGAAGCUCCGCUUUUCAGCAUCGUCAACGGCAUGACGUUUGCCCUUGUCUGCCUCCCGUGUCUGGACCUCUUGUCCAAGGUCUCCCCGGGCGCAUUCCCCUGUGCGCCGCGGGACGUUAUCGACGCAGGGUGGAGCGAGACCUUCAUUGCACGGUAUUACUAUGUCCUCAUAGGGACGAGCCUGUCAGGUUCAGGCGCGAGGACGGUUAAGUUGAGGACGAGGAUGAUGGAGGAAAGGAUAGAAGAUUCAGCUACCGGGUCGGCAGCGUGCGCAUUGGCGAGUUUUCUUGCGCUCAGGGAGUACAGUGAGACUCAGAUUUUGUUCGAAAUCACACAGGGCGUUGAGUUAGGGCGGCGGAGUGAUAUUGUUGUCGAGGUUAGGGUUGAGGUUGGAGAGGAUGGGAAAAAGAGGGUGAAGGAGGUGCAGCUAGGGGGGAAAGCGAGACAAAUUAUGGAGGGUACGCUUGUCGUACCGCCUGUUUAA
Molecule: messenger RNA, 954 nt
Organism: Penicillium argentinense
Lineage: Eukaryota; Fungi; Ascomycota; Eurotiomycetes; Eurotiales; Aspergillaceae
Product: PhzF family phenazine biosynthesis protein
Exons: 1
Coding region: 1-954 (317 amino acids)
Biological process (GO): biosynthetic process
Cellular component (GO): cytoplasm
Molecular function (GO): isomerase activity
Source: RefSeq, a predicted model, not a curated record